This is a messenger RNA of Tribolium madens (black flour beetle), 1181 nucleotides long. Its product is annotated as procathepsin L-like. The coding region runs from base 34 to 1047 and encodes 337 amino acids. Gene Ontology annotation, biological process: immune response. The transcript is spliced from 3 exons. Gene Ontology annotation, cellular component: lysosome. The record is from RefSeq and is a predicted model, not a curated record. Gene Ontology annotation, molecular function: cysteine-type endopeptidase activity. NCBI's taxonomy places the organism in Eukaryota, Metazoa, Arthropoda, Insecta, Coleoptera, Tenebrionidae.
CUUUACGACCAAAGUGAAAAAACAGCAACCAAGAUGAAAGUAUUCAUAAUUCUGGCUCUUGCCAUUUAUGGCACCUCCGCUUCAUUUUCCAAUGAAUUUGUUGAAGAAAAAUGGGAAAACUUCAAAAAAACCCAUGAAAGAUCUUACGUCAACGUCAAGGAAGAAGCUUUCCGCAAACAGAUUUUCCAGAAAAAACUAGAACGCAUUGAAGAACACAAUGAAAGAUUCAAUAAAGGCUUGGAAACCUACACCAUGGGUAUUAAUAUGUUCGCCGACAUGACUCCCGAAGAAAUGAGACCAUACACCCACGGUCUGAUCGAACCUGCAGUAAUGCCUAAACCUCUCAUUGAAAUCAAAUCUCGAGCUGAUCUCGGUUUGAAUGACAGUGUCCAAUUCCCAGCUAGUUUCGACUGGAGGGAUAAAGGAAUGGUCAGCGAUGUGAAAAACCAAGGAGGUUGUGGAUCCUGCUGGGCUUUCUCCAGUACUGGCGCUAUCGAAUCGCAAGUCAAGAUCGCUAAAGGCGCCAACACCGACAUCUCCGUCAGUGAGCAACAACUCGUGGACUGCGACACCGCCGCCGACGGCUGUUCGGGAGGCUGGAUGACUGACGCCUUCACCUAUGUGGAGCAAACCGGAGGAAUCGACUCUGAAGCUUCUUAUCCUUACCACGGCGUCAAUGAAAAAUGUCACUUCAUGUCCGACAAAGUCGCCGCUAAACUUAAAGGUUAUGCUUAUCUGACCGGUCCGGAUGAGAAUAUAUUGGCCGACAUGGUCUCGAGUAAAGGUCCAAUUAGUGUUGCUUUCGAUGCUGAAGGAGAUUUCGGUUCUUACAGCGGUGGAGUUUAUUACAAUCCCAACUGCGCUACAAAUAAAUUUACCCAUGCUGUACUCAUCGUCGGAUAUGGUAAUGAGAAUGGGCAAGAUUACUGGUUGGUGAAAAAUUCGUGGGGUGGUAGUUGGGGCGACCAUGGAUAUUUCAAAAUUGCUCGUAAUCGUGAUAACCACUGUGGUAUUGCCAGCAAAGCAAGCUACCCACUCUUGAGUUAAAGUUUAUAAAUAUAAAACAAGGUGAUACAAUAAUUUAAAAAAAUGAAAAAAAAACAAUAUUUGUUUGAAUUUGUAUUUUAAUAUGAUAUAUGUUUUGAGAAAAAUAUAAACAAUUUCUCCUAAAUAAAAACUAA